This is a messenger RNA of Penicillium cataractarum, 1707 nucleotides long. RefSeq lists its product as uncharacterized. Lineage: Eukaryota; Fungi; Ascomycota; Eurotiomycetes; Eurotiales; Aspergillaceae. The record is from RefSeq and is a predicted model, not a curated record. The transcript is spliced from 2 exons. The coding region runs from base 1 to 1707 and encodes 568 amino acids.
AUGGCCGAAUCUCCUUUUAUACCCCCCCCAGACCCGAAACAUCCUCGAUGGCUUCUGGACCUUCUAAACUGGCAGGUGGUCCCGUACAAAGAAGUUGCGUCCCAAGUUCAGAAUAAUGGUUACGGUAUCAUUUCGUACACAUGGGGCAUGUGGGCAGACUUUGACACCCCAGUUAAAAAUCCGCCCACGUACCGUGUCGAAGGAAAGACAACAGAUCUUCCUUGGCAGAUUCCUACCGUGGCCGGGCUUGACCUUGCACACGCGCGCAAAAUCUUGGAUAGCUGUCUGAGAACGCAAUACGUCUGGUGGGAUUGGAUGUGCGUUCCCCAAGGACAGUCAAACCGGAGGAUUACAUUACCAGACGAAAAGCUCAAGUCAGUGAAGGGUGAUGAAAUUUCAAAGCAGUUAUGGCACGAGGCCGAUUCCCUCAGACUGCAAACAUACUUGAAGGAAGGCAUUGGGCAGGAGACCUUUGAGGAAGUUCUUUGCGAUCUCCAUAUAUCACUUCGGCUCAUCCAGGAGCAAGAACCGUGGCUUACCUCCGGCUGGACUUUACAAGAGGGUGUCCUUCUACAAGACUCAUUGCUUAGGGAUUACUCUGGCGAAAGUCUCCCUUGCGAUUUUAUACCCUCAUCGGACGCUGCAGUAAAACACUUGUCGCUUCCUGUUACAGGCCUCGCCGAUGACAUUGCCAAGGCAUUCCUCAUGUAUAGUGAGGGGUGGACUACCUCUCAGGGCAUGCCACAGGGAGUCGCGGAGAAAGUCAAACAAGCGAUUGAUUAUCUCGGCACGAACAAUGACGAUAGUCAAGCAAAGUAUGAACGUGCAGCUACAUUUUUUACCGACUUGAUACGCUCUGGCCUAGUUUGUUACUGGUCAGGAAACCCAAUGGUGCUCUAUAUUCUUUCGGGUGCAGCGAGCAGGAGGUUUACAAUGCCAGAAGACAGAUGCUGGGCUCUAUUAGGAGCACUGGAGCUCCAGCUGGACAAUGGCAGGAUGCCCUGGUACGAUUAUAACCUCAACAGGACACCCGAAGAAAGAGCAACGCAUCUACGGGCAGUCAAAACAGCAUUCUUCAUACCCCUACUGAGGAGAUACCAGUGGGAACUCUUUCUUGUGCCCAGAGUUGAAGACCCCACUUAUCACACUCUGUCAUGGCCUGAAAAGGUCGUCCACGGCGGAGUCAUGCCCCUGAGCCUUUUCUUCAUCAAAGAUAUCUACACAGACCUACCUAUUCUGGAGUAUAUUGAGGCAACGGAUGAAAUUAUCUCUCGAUCAAAAUCAUCCGGAUGCACACCAAACCCGACUGAAAUGAAAUAUGUUCAGUUGACUGAGGAUGUUUUUGUCAGGCGUUAUAAGCAAAGGCGAUUGGAUCCCAGUGAACCAAUUCGUCCGCGUGGCACGAUUGAGGUGGAUCAAAUCAGGCGAGAGGAGAGGAGCGGACUCAUAUACCUCCCGGUAAUGGACAUUCCAGUCCCUGAUGCGUCACGGCUGGGUCUUGAAAAUAGUUGGGAUAACGUGGAGCACGGGAAACGGUGUGUUGAAAUUCAACUUGCUGAUCAAGGUGAGAAUUGUGGAUAUUUUAGAGGGAUUGUAGACCUCUGGGGAACUUCGAAUGCGUUCGAGGCGAUCGGGUACGGCGAAUUCAAGUUCCAGAGCAAACGGAAGAGCUCCGCAAAGCAAGCCGGGCGGUGCGUAAUGGCAUAG